AUGUCUACAUGCAGACGGCACGAAUGUUGCGUUUCCUCAUGCCGCAGGCCAUUCUGUGCCGCCUUGUCCAUCUUCUCCAGUGCCUCUGAUCAGGUUGUUGAAGAAAGCCAAGUCCGGAUCCUGAAAAGUAUCAACCUCAAUUCUAGCUGCCGAUGUCAACACCCCGAAGGCGUGGUAUAUUGGCGCUCAGAUUACUUUUGGGCUUGGAAUCGGUCUAGGAAACCAUGUUCUGGUGACGGCGUUGCAGGGUUUCGCGACGAUGGGAGUAGCUUUCACGGGCCUGCUUUUCUCGGCUGCCAAUUCUAUGCUAUCUUCGACAACUACCUGCUGCAAACUUUGGCACGAACUGCUCCUCAAAUCGAUUCGGCAGAGAUCUUGUACAUUGGAGUGUCAGGACUCACAAAUGUUCACAAAGAGGAGCAGCUGGCUUUGAUUCGAGACGCAUAUAUGGUUGGGAUCAAGGCUGCCUUUGCCUUCGCCCUGGCCGGUAUCGCACUCACUAUAGUCCUUGCCCUUUUGAUCCCCUUCGCGACUCUUCCUUCUCAUGAGACCAAGAAAGCUGAGGAUAAGGAGGCAGCGGCCAAGACCCCUUGGAUUAUCAUGCAGGGCACAUGA
Messenger RNA from Penicillium malachiteum, 615 nucleotides. RefSeq lists its product as uncharacterized. The coding region runs from base 1 to 615 and encodes 204 amino acids. NCBI's taxonomy places the organism in Eukaryota, Fungi, Ascomycota, Eurotiomycetes, Eurotiales, Aspergillaceae. The transcript has 2 exons. The record is from RefSeq and is a predicted model, not a curated record.